AUGAGCCGGUCAUUGUUCACAUCUAUCGCGCUUACAUAUACGGCAACGCUGUUACUUGUGGGAACAUCUAAAAUUGGUCAAGUUCACGCUUCUCCCACGGCGGACCUCGUUCAGCGACAAAACGAGGGUAUCACAUCCACUUCGAGAAAUAACGAAGUUUGUGGCUUUGACGGCAAUUCAGACAUGUAUGGGCUUGGUAUUCGAGUUGGUGUAUAUGUCCAAACGGCUACGACUAUAAUAGCGACAUGUCACAAACGAAAAGCAGCGUCCGACCUCGUUAAAACUGGGGGCCUCUUCCAGUUUGCUGCCCUUGUUGCUCUCAUCCAGCAGACCGUCAACAACGAGAAGCUCUACGCAGUCGAAGCGCUGGUCACAUAUCUCUUCUGCUUCACCUCUAUUGGCAUUAACUUGGCCGAGCCGAUUGAUAAAGUUCAAACCCAGAAUCGGUUAGAACAGAUCACUCUGCCAUCACUUGUUUCGAUGUUGAGACUUACUACGGCGCUCGGACUAGACUGUUAUCAGACGUGGUUUUGGUUUACUGGCCUUGACAAGUUGGAACGCACUCCAUGCAAGACCGAGACAUUCUUUCUGGCUCGCGUAAAUGCGCAUGGCCGCUUCAGGACGUUCGCCAAAAUAUGGUCCGUGUUUAUUAUGGCGGUUGUGACCUUCACCCUUUACCUUAAGUUGAGAAAAUCCAUCGAAGAAAAGAAAAAGCCAGCGGGAACCUCGACAACUCGAUCGCCUAUACCGAAAACAAAACCACCGGAUAUGUCCGGUCCUGAAUUUGUGCGGCUGCAUGUUAUGGGGGGUCUGAAGGUUGACGAUGACUUGAAUGGCCCCUGGAGACGGGUUAUGGCUUCAAGUAUUGUACCUGUUAUGGUCGUCUUGGCUGUUGAAUUGACGAUCCGGUGGAACAAUGUCCGCGGCGUCAACAAUAUCGACAGUGCACAUUCAUCGGAAUGGUCCUUAAUUGGUAUCCGGAUUCGGAAGAGGAACAGAAACAACAACAAAAAGUGA
Penicillium canescens is the source of this 1017-nucleotide messenger RNA. RefSeq lists its product as uncharacterized. Lineage: Eukaryota; Fungi; Ascomycota; Eurotiomycetes; Eurotiales; Aspergillaceae. The record is from RefSeq and is a predicted model, not a curated record. The coding region runs from base 1 to 1017 and encodes 338 amino acids. The transcript has 2 exons.